AUGGCUAUCGACAAGCUGGUCAAGGAGCCGAGUCUCGUCGCGGUCCUGCAGAUUUCGGACCAGGCACGCGACCAGGCGAGCGCUCUCGUCAACCUCGCUGAGCAGCCACACAAUGAAGCAUCCGCACCGGCCGAGAUCCAGUCCGAAAUCGCAAAGCAGCAGAAGCUCCUCUUUACCACUAUGGCCCACCUGCGGGGACUGCAUCGAAACGCCAGCUUGUCCGCUCGCGAGACCAAAGCCGAGACUGCUGAGGCGCGUCAGGAAGUCGAUCGUCUACAUCUCCAGCUCCAGAACCUGUAUUAUGAACAAAGGCAUCUGCAAGGAGAGAUCACUGCCUGCGAGUCAUACGACCACAAGUACCAACAACUGCCUCUCAUCUCCGUUGAAGAGUUCCUUGCCCAGCAACCCGAACAUCAAAACGACGACGAAAACACCCUCAUGGUGGCUCGCAUCGAUCACGAACGAGCGGAACGUGAAGCUCUCGAACAGCAGCGCCAGGAGCUUCUGAAGCGCAAACAGAAGCUCAUUGCUGAUAACAAGAGACGAAAGGAUGACUUGGCCAACCUGGAUAAUGACUUGGAGAAGUUCAUUGACGCCGCAAAACCGAUCCAGAAACUUUUCGACAAGGCACCCUAG
Messenger RNA from Fusarium keratoplasticum, 636 nucleotides. RefSeq lists its product as uncharacterized. Gene Ontology annotation, molecular function: mRNA binding. NCBI's taxonomy places the organism in Eukaryota, Fungi, Ascomycota, Sordariomycetes, Hypocreales, Nectriaceae. The record is from RefSeq and is a predicted model, not a curated record. Gene Ontology annotation, cellular component: THO complex part of transcription export complex. Gene Ontology annotation, biological process: mRNA export from nucleus; positive regulation of DNA-templated transcription, elongation. Bases 1 to 636 code for a protein of 211 amino acids. The transcript has 3 exons.